AUCGAAAAAAAAAAAAAAAAAAAAAAAAAAGUGUAAUGCGAUGUAAAAACAAAUGUGAAUUUUUAAAAGCAAAUGUGGAAAAAAUAAACAUAUUUGGCCCAGUUGUUGUUAAUAAAAUUAGUGGAAAGCACGGACGGACCCACAGUGAGGUGUAUUCGUAUUGUUUCCUUUUUGUCUUCUCCGAUGCCGUGUUCACACAUCGAUACUUCCAAUGAUGCGAAGAUACACUAUUCUAACGUAGUAAUGUAAACGCGAUUCGCAGAAAAAGAAAAAAAAAGAUGAAUUACUAUGCUCCUUAAGGGAAAACAGAAACAAAUUUCGAAGAUAACGUUCCAGUGUAAUUUAUUAUUUUCGUGUGUACAAGAUGGGGAAAGGGUAAUAGUCACAGAACCCUUAUGCUAGAAUGUUAUUAAUGAUUGUAAAGAGGAUAAAAAAAAAAAAUGAGAUCAGGAUUUUAAAAAAGAAACAUAGUUACGAGUCAUCUCGAUAUUCAUUCCAUUUGAUGAAAGAUAACAGAAGAGGGGAUUACACAGGUGUACUACACAAUGUGAUGCUCUUACAUCAAUGUCAUAUGCGAUAAAAGCAUAUGUAAUGCGUGCAUAGGACACGCCCAUACGAUUGAUAAGUAGUCUGUACACCUAUUUUGUACAUAUACGAUACAAUAAAAAAUUUCACAACUUUUAAUCAGUAUUGCACGAUGUAAUCUUUAUUUAGACGCCUUUCCUGAUUGUACAAGAAAAAUAAUGUAUUCGUAGUUUGCGGAAUUUUAUGACAUCCAAGCGUUUGUCAUUUGUUAGUACAAUCAAAGAUAUAUAAUAAUUAUUUAGUGAAAAUGAUUUUUCGCCAUUAUGUGAAGAACAAAAAUUGCCUGUUUAUAAAAUUCUCGAUGAAAUAAAUACAAGCAUCAUGUUAAUGAUUUUUAAUUUAUAAGAGGUACAUCAGCUUAUCUUAUUAGGAGAGUCCUGUGACUGUUUACAAAGGAACAGAACCUAAAAAUUUUAUAGAUUACUAUAUAACUAAAUUUUUUGACAUACUAAGGUAAGUGAAACAUCAUCAAUGAAAUUAACAAUACGAAACAUUUUGAUGUGAUGUAGUCGAAGGUCAAGAAAAUUUCACCGCUGAUCGCUAGCACGUAAUAUUCGCUAUUAUGAUAUGCAGAAUAUUAGUUGUAAAAACGGCUUGAACAGGAGUACAGACGCGAAGAUUUUUCACUCAAGUAGACAAUGUCAAGUAGCCAGCGAGAAAUUAACAAGUUUAUAUCAACAAGUGGCAGACCUGAAGGAAACAGUUGUAUCAUUAGAAAACAUAAUACAAUUAAAGGAUGUUCAGUUGCAAAAUAUGCAAAGAGAUAAUGGUCGACUAUCGGCUGAAUUGAAGAAACAACAAAGAUACGUGAGGAACCUGAAACAGCAGUUGGACGAUGAAAGAUUCCUCUAUCAGAGAGAAAAGGAUUUCUUUGACAGUGAAAUGCAACGACAAAAAGUACGAUGUGGCGCCUCGAAAUUAUCUCAACGAAGAAAAGAAUUAGAAGUGGUACGAGAAUGUUUGGAAGAUGAGAAUAAAUCGCUGCGAGAAGAAUUAAACGAAAAAGUGGAGACAACGUACAAUUUGUGUAUAAAGUUUUUGCGAAUGAAAUAUGCUAAGGAUUCGUUAAGGGAGAAAUUUGAUCAAUUAUUGAAGGAGCAUCUAGGAGUAAUGUCGGAUAUGAUGGAGAAAUUAGACGAAGCAAGAGAAGAACUCAAUAUAAUCGUCUCCGAAAAAUUUCAAGACCCUUUACCUUUGAGCAAAGCAAAAUUUUUGCAGGUGGUGCAACGAAACGCUCGACUAGUUCACGAAAAUGCGACGCUCAGAGUGCAAAUACAGCAAUUGACGUUAAACAUCGAAAGAUUAAAUAACUGUAUGCAAAAGACGAAGUCAGUGAACGUAGACGCAAAAAUUAUUGCCAAACUAGCAACGCAAAAUAAAAAAAGACGUAGCAAAGAAUUUACAAAAUGGCUACCGUUUCAUUUAUAUGAAAAGGAAGUCGACAAAACUUUGUCUCUUACUAAGUCGUCGAAUACCGAAAAUCCCGUUGAUUACUCUGGAGAUGCGAAAUUAGUGUCGAAAUUUCGAUCGGAUAGUAUAAAAAAGUACGCGACUGCUACGGUACAAGAAAUUCAAACUGAAGAAACACGGAAAUUGCGAACGGAACGUGCGCGCAGCGCACCAGAAAUUCGACUAGCGAAAGCACAACCAAGCUCGUCGGCGAAUAUUUGGAUAGCUUUUGGUCGAAUGAAUGUACGGCAUGCCGUAACGAAUACUUAGAACUACGAAUCUAGGAUGUUGUUGUAAAAAUGUAAAUGUUAUAAUUAUCUUUUUUAUAUUUAUUUUCUUUUUCGUUGGAAACAUAUCGACUGUAGAAUAUAAAAUGCGAUGUAUCAACUGUAGAUUAAGUGGCGUGAAAGUAAACUGUUUAAACGUUGUUCCACCAGA
Molecule: messenger RNA, 2472 nt
Organism: Bombus impatiens (common eastern bumble bee)
Lineage: Eukaryota; Metazoa; Arthropoda; Insecta; Hymenoptera; Apidae
Source: RefSeq, a predicted model, not a curated record